AUGGAAGCCUCUGCUUCUCCACAGAAGCGGCGACCUCCUUCGCCGUUGUUACGCCUCGUCUAUGCGAAUCCUCCUCCUCCGACUGUGUCUUCUGCCUACCCGGCUUUCCUUGCCUUCCCCGGCCCUACUUGGGGCGCCCCUCCUCGGCUCGUCAACUACCUUACUUCCGUCCGUUCCUGCCCCUCGGGGGCCCAACCCCUCCGCCCUUUCCGUGGGCCCGACGCCCGCUCUGGACUUAUCUCACGCCCCCGGCCUCUCCGAUGCUGCCCCCCCGGUGCUGCUGUAGGCAAGAUGGACGGUACGUCAUCGAACGCAAGCAGGUACCCCGAAGCGUGCCUACUGCUGCUGCUUUUGCUGAUUGCUGCUGGCGCGAAUAAUGCUGCUGCCGCAAGCACUCCAGCCGCGAUUUCAUUAUCUUCUCCGCCACCUCCGCCUCGGCCAGGCUACGACUCCGGCUACUAUCUGGGGUGCUAUAAGGACCGGGGUGAGCCUAAUCGCGCCCUCCCCGUGCUUCUUUCUGGCGAAAGGGCGGAUAUGACACCAAGGCUCUGCGCGGCAUAUGCUCGGGAGGCUGAUAGUUCUGGCACUGUUUGUGAACAAAAAGUAAAUCCGACCAAGCAAAGGCCCAAAGCAAGCAACCGCAUAGCAAAUCAAAGGCCGUCACCUGCCACUGCAAACCACAGCACACUGGGACUCUACCGGUUCCUCAUGUACCGGCCACUGCUGCUGCUGUCCAGCCACUCCUCCAGAUACAAGUUCUACGGCGUGCAAUACGGCUCUUUUUGCUUUGGCGGAAACGACUUGAAGCGGGCCACCGGCUUCGGUGUCAGCACCCAGUGUUCUAUGCAAUGCGCUGGCGACGCCUCCAAAACAUGUGGAGGGUAUUGGGCCAAUGGCCUGCAUACCCUGAGCUUGGACCUUGGCUGCUUCGCGGAUAAUGCCACACGACGUCUACCGACACGUCUCGAUGGAGCAGAUAUGCAAGCAGAAUUCAAGCUGCCCCAGUUCUGCGAAAUGCUUGCACGUCAGGCGGGUUUGAAGUUUUACGGCCUUCAAUACGGCAGUCAAUGUUUUGGCGGCAACGAUCUCCAAUGGGCUACAUCUCUUGGACCUAGCUCUGGUUGCACCUAUCCAGCUGUUGCUGACAACAGCCAGCAGUUUGGUGGAUGGUGGGCUAACAGGAUCUUUGCAGUUGCCGACAACGUCGUGGCCACGGAUGGCCUCUCCAAUCUAGCCUUGCGCAAGCCUGCGUAUGCCUCCUCUAUCUACAAUAACAAUGACAACUAUUAUGCACCCUACCGUGCUGUGGAUGGUCUAAGGGCCGACUUCCCUGUAUUCCACACCGCCAAUGAUGAUACAUCAGCAACAUGGCUCUCUGUGGAUUUGGGUGUCGUGUCCACAAUUGUUCGUGUGGUUAUCUACAACCGCUGCGUCUGCUGCAGUGGCCGUCUGCAGUCUGCAGAGUUGCGUGUUGGAAAUGUCAGCUUGAUGGGGUGGGCAGACACGAGCAGCAUUACACGGAAUCCGUUGGUUUGGAAGCAGACCAAGAAUUUGGGCAUUUGUGCGCCUCAAGUCGUCACCUUGGAUCCACCCCGGGUGGGGCGCUGGGUCACACUUCAAAACAAGAACCCGAGCCAAACACUACCUGAUUAUUAUCUACAAGUCACUGAGCUGGAGGUCUUAGGGUUCCCAUCUGCUGCCCUGUGGGAACGCCUUCUGCACAAAUUUGGGAAACAAUUGGGCGUGUGGGCCCUGUCCGGCUUCAAGCAUCCCUACUAG
Volvox carteri f. nagariensis is the source of this 1779-nucleotide messenger RNA. RefSeq lists its product as uncharacterized. The coding region runs from base 1 to 1779 and encodes 592 amino acids. The transcript has 11 exons. The record is from RefSeq and is a predicted model, not a curated record. NCBI's taxonomy places the organism in Eukaryota, Viridiplantae, Chlorophyta, Chlorophyceae, Chlamydomonadales, Volvocaceae.